Messenger RNA from Rhipicephalus sanguineus (brown dog tick), 3202 nucleotides. Its product is annotated as TBC1 domain family member 12. The record is from RefSeq and is a predicted model, not a curated record. The transcript has 8 exons. Bases 1 to 1821 code for a protein of 606 amino acids. NCBI's taxonomy places the organism in Eukaryota, Metazoa, Arthropoda, Arachnida, Ixodida, Ixodidae.
AUGGAGAAGGGCGCGGGAAGCCCUCUCCUGCUUCACGGGGACGGUGUCAUCAACCCCACCAGGUGCCGCAUCACUUACGUCGUGCUCGUUGAAGGCGUGAAACGCUUUGCAUUCCGUGGUCCGCAUCGUGUGCCAAACGGGCAAAACCACCGCGACGACACGCGGGACGGCCUUAUAUACAACGCCCUCGCAGCUUCCGGCGCCGUGCGCGGCCAAUGGCUGCGCGAGGGGGCGAACCUCCUCGACUCCCUCGCCAGGGCCUCCCGCUGCAUCGGGACGUUCCUCAAUCGCGUGGCCGACGCGCACGCAGCAGGUUCUUUCAACACCGAGCAGGUCGCGUCAUUUGCGGCUCGUGCAGCUGUAGUAGACAUGGCCCUGAGUGGCGGCGGCCUGCCCCCAUCUGGGCAGCCGGCCGGCAGCGGCCUGGCCAGCCUUGACGGGGCCCUCGACGGCCUGGCUUUGGUCUAUGAGCCUUCCACGCGGCUGCUGCGGCGUGCUCCAGCUGAUGGACCAUCCGACUCCGUCUCCCUCACCAGCGGCUCUUCAGUCAGUACCGACUUGUCUGCCUCCGAUGAGGGUGCCAGACAGCAUGGCCGUCUCUCUGCCAUUAAGGGUCUGUUGGCAUGGAAGUCCAAAAGUGCUGGGGAUGAACGGGUGCCUUCACCUAGGGACCCUUCACCCACUCCAUCAAAGCAGAGCACAGACGGUUGUGUGCCGAGCUCAACUACUGCACUUAUCCUGGAAAAGCGGCCAUCAAAUUUGCCAGCCAAGAAUCCAGAGGAGGAACAGAAACACAAACAGGAGUACGAGGAGAUGGUGAAGGCUGCCCGCAAGAAAGAGUUAAAAGAUGCCCGUGCCCGCAAGAAGCAGAUGCAGCAGCAAUGGAAGCAGGAGGAACAGCUGGCUCAGGCCACACGUACUUGGGUGUCAGAGGUGCUACCAUGUUGGGAAGUGGCACGUAGCCAGCGGCGCACACGGGACCUUUGGUGGCAGGGCCUUCCGCCAAGUGUGCGAGGCCGUGUCUGGAAGCUGGCUAUUGGCAACGAGCUGAACAUCACAUCUGAGUUAUAUGAAAUCUGUGCCUCACGCUCACGAAAAAUCUGGCGCAGUGAGGCUGUCCCUGAGGAGCCUUCAGCUCUGCACACACGCGAGCAGUCGGCGCACCUUAUCCGACUGGAUGUGUCACGCACAUUCCCACAACUGGGCAUCUUUCAGGAGUCAGGCCCUUACUUUGAUGUCCUGCACUGUAUCCUCGGUGCUUAUGUGGUCUACCGGCCAGACAUUGGCUAUGUGCAAGGCAUGUCCUUCCUGGCUGCCAUGCUGCUGCUCAACCUGGAGGUGGCCGAUGCCUUCAUCUGCUUUGCUAACCUGCUCAACAGGCCCUGUCAACUGGCAUUUUUUCGUGUAGACCAGCCUCAGAUGAACGCCUAUUACACCCUGUAUGACGACUUCUUUCGUGAGAACCUGCCCAAGUUGUUUGCACACUUCAAGAAGCACAACCUCACUUCAGACCUGUACCUAGUUGACUGGAUAUACACGCUAUACAGCCGAUCCCUGCCCUUGGAUGUGGCCUGCAGGGUGUGGGAUGUCUUCUUGAGAGAUGGUGAAGAGUUCCUCUUCAGGUCUGCACUUGGCAUUCUGCGGCUGUACGAGGACGUGCUAUUGCGACUCGAUUUCAUCAACCUGGCUCAGUUUUUGACCAAGUUGCCGGAGGACAUGAGCUCUGAUAUUUUAUUUGAUGCGAUAGGUGCCAUUCGCAUGACUGUGAACAAGCGAAAUUUUUCCCAGGUUUUGGCCAAGCACAGAGAGUUGGCUGGGUGAUAUGGAGCACAGUGUGUACAUGUAGAAUUCGGAGUAUGUUCCAGAGCUGCACAUUGUUCUUGAUAGGUCUUUGCAAACUCAUGAGGAACACAAAGUGUCAUGUCACACAUUUCUUCUUUUCUUAAUAGCAUGCUUUUUUUUCUAUUCCUGCUUCGUGCAAGUUCAUUUCCUUUGAGGUAGGUGUCAGCUGGCUCGCUUUUGUGCAGUGUCCAGUUCUAGUCAAUACUCACAAACAGCUGAAACUAGGAGGGGAAUCUUGAGCAAGAGGUUACCAGAGCCCUGCCAAAUGUGUGUUGUGGCAACCAUUGCCGUGUGUAGAGGAAACUUGUGUCGUUCAUCAUGAAGUGUGUGAAGGCUGGCUAGAGCUGGGGAGUGUUGGUACUAGGUGUUUUUCGUGGCACUGCCCAAAACACAUUGAAGCAGAACAUGGCCACAUGGAAGUGUUCUCUCACACAGCAAAUGCAGCGUCCUUUUUUUUUUUUUCUUCUUCUUCUUUUGGCACUGCAUCUGUGCUGUGCAAAGAGUUUCUGGCAAAAUGUGGGCUCUCCGUCAUAACUAGUUUUCUAUUGCCGACUUUUGCUUCUGGUGACAUGAGUUACUGUGGGGGCAUAUCAAUAAAGUUAUGUGAUGCUUGCAGGCCAGUAGCAUAAUGCAAGUUUUGGAUGGUUCCAACUAGCGAACAGUGCCGUCAACCUGUGGGCCUGUAAAGGUCACUGUUGCUGGGAAUUCCUUCAGAAGGAAUGCCUCGCAUACAAUUUUUCUCAGUAUUUAUACCAUUCCACGUGUGGCAGGGUAUGUUGUGUUGUUGCCAGAAGGCCAGAUUCUGUAAGCAGCAAGGCUGCAUCUGUUCCAUACCAUGGUAUGCAAUCUAGCUGGUGGAAGAACUGUUCCCCUUCAAGGCCAGACAAAGUCUUCCAUCCAGCUUGAUGUACAGGAGGUUUAAUCUCUCUGCAAGCAGUGGGGCUAGUUGUUGAAUCUGUUAUGCAGUAUUCUGCCCUGUACAAUGUUUCUCUUGUCACCCCAUUGCAACACAUCUCUAAUCAAUAAUGUGGCACUGUUGACCACAUAGGUGUACAGUUAAAGAUUCGGUGUUUUUAUGUCCCAUUUUCUUUUAAUUAAAGAGCAGGAAAGAAGACAUGAUCGGUUCAAACGAUUUUAUACAUUUUUUUUUUUUCACUCACAUGAAAACAAUGCACAUUGUUUCUCAAUUAUGUGAAGUUGUCCACAAUCAAAUGUUUACCUUUUGGUGGUUUCUUUUGCAGGCUUAGUUUACAAAAUUAAGGACAAAUGGGACACACACUUGUAUAGAAAUGCUUAGGUGCAUGCAUGUGGAAGAAAUGUACAAAUAUGUAUAAAAAUAAAUAAGCCUUCUAUACAUGCA